This is a messenger RNA of Oppia nitens, 777 nucleotides long. RefSeq names its product serine protease HTRA1-like. NCBI's taxonomy places the organism in Eukaryota, Metazoa, Arthropoda, Arachnida, Sarcoptiformes, Oppiidae. The record is from RefSeq and is a predicted model, not a curated record. Gene Ontology annotation, biological process: proteolysis. The transcript is spliced from 3 exons. Gene Ontology annotation, molecular function: serine-type endopeptidase activity. Bases 1 to 777 code for a protein of 258 amino acids.
AUGGUUAACAACAGYGAUGCUGUUAUAGACAAACAACUAAUCAGUAAAUUAAUGGACAGUUUUGUUUGUAUAUGUAUUGCUGGCGUYGAUUGUCGGCACAGUUAUCGCGGUAGCGGUUGUAUUGUCAGUGUCGACGAUCUGACAGCUAAUGUUGUCACUAACUAUCAUUUGGUCGAAACUGUCAACAAAAUUGUCGAUAUUAUCGGUAACGGAUGGUCAUUAUUGGGACGGGUAGUCUAUGUCGACCCGAAACUGGAUUUAGCACUCAUUAAGUUUACAAAUAAUAAUAAAAAUUUGAUAACUAAUUAUCAAAUCUUGCAAUCGUUUCCAUCAUUUGGCGAUCAUAUGCUAUCACUUGGCUAUGCAACCAAUGACUAUAAUUUGUGUACUGGUAUUAUUAUAAGUCCCGCCAGUGUCUAUCUAACCGAUCAUAAUAUGUCAUACUUUUAUUCGUGUUCACCGGGAAUGGUAUACAUUGAACACUGUGUGCCAAUAUAUUCGGGGUUUUCUGGCGGACCACUAAUCGAUGUAUCAAAUGGACAGUUGUGUUGUAUGAACUGUAUUGUCGAAAACGGUUCGCAAAGAUUUGCCAUUUCAGGCGAUUAUAUCAAUAAAUUUCUGGAAAAUGCCCACUUAUUUCGAGAAAGUCAACAAUUAAGACGACUCUCUGAGCACCGGGCGAUCAGAUUAGGUAUGCAUUUCAAGUGGCAAUCACGCGGCUGUUAUAUAGUGACUAAGUUUCUCAAUUUUGAUGAAACUUAUAUGGGUUCGGAAUAA